AUGGUGGGAUUAGCGGCACCUGUUCUGAUCGGCCUUCUGCUCUUCGCGUCAGGAGCCACCGCCGCCGGUGACGACGAGCUUCCACAUCUUCAGGUCCCAGGCACCGCCGAGUCGGGCCUUGGCCACGGGUCCGACGCGCCGCUACCGCCGCUGCAUCCGCAGGGGCAGCUCAUGGACAUCAUGUCCACGGGUGGCUGCGUAAGGUUCGCGGCCCUAGUCGCCGCGACACCGAACGUCAGCGACGUCUUCCAGCAGCGCCUCGUACCGGGCGGCGGAGGGCUCACCCUCUUCUGCCCCGACGACAAGGCCGUCGACUCCUUCGAGCCGACGUUCCGAGCCCUCGCCCAGAGCGACCGGCUGGACGUCCUCCUGCACCACGCCACGGUGGGGCGCUACGUCCGGGCGCAGCUGGCGGCCUUCGACUGGGUGGCGGUGCGCACGCUGGCGGCCAACAGGAGCCAGAGCAUCACCCUCCGCGACGACGGCAAAACGGUGUGGCUGUGGAGGUCGUGGCAAGGCGGCGCGGCCAAGGUGAUCAAGACGGUUGCGGAGGAGGAGGCCCCCCUCGCCCUCGCCGUGUACCUCGUCGACGCCGUGCUGCUGCCGGGCCAUCUGCGACAGAAGCUGGAUGGAGGGUACUUUGCCUGGCUGCACAUGCUCAUCCCGGUCUGGGUGGGGCUGUGCUGGGCCCUAGCGGCCAUGGUGGGCGUCAUCAUCGGCUUUCUGCUCAUGCUCGGAGCAAUGUCAAGGUGGAUGUAG
Messenger RNA from Lolium rigidum, 759 nucleotides. RefSeq names its product fasciclin-like arabinogalactan protein 2. Lineage: Eukaryota; Viridiplantae; Streptophyta; Magnoliopsida; Poales; Poaceae. The record is from RefSeq and is a predicted model, not a curated record. Bases 1 to 759 code for a protein of 252 amino acids. The transcript has a single exon.